AGGUCGAGGGAUCGAGGUCUCUGCAGCCACUUUGAGGAUGAAGUGUCGUCGGCCACAUAGGACUGGUCUCAAGGAUACUCUGUGUGAUGUUAAGAUUAUCAAGGACACAAAGAAGCUGGUCACCCUGAUACGGGGCUUGGUUCAGAAGUACGGCCUCCCUACCUGUCCAAUGUCGACAGAUCGACCCGGAAGUGAAAGCUCAAUAUCAACAUCCCCGCAAGCGAGUCCGAUGAACCUCGACGCAUAUUCGGACGACGGCAAACCAGCAGCGUCGGAACAUCAAGGACUGGGCAAAGACGGCAUCAAGGGGCAAGGGGGCCAAGUCCUCAAGCAUCAAAGAAAGAAGAGAGAGAUCAGGGUCUUUUUGUCCAGUACGUUCCUUGACUUUACAGCCGAGAGGGAGAUUCUGAUCAAGAAAGUGUUCAAUGAGAUAAAGAAGAUGUGUCUUGAUCGCGGUGUGUUCUUCAGUUAUGUCGAUCUCCGUUGGGGCAUCACUAGCGACCAGAGCAAUGACGGAAAGACACUUUCGAUAUGUCUCAGAGAAAUUGACCGAUGUCGUCCCUACUUUCUUUGUAUUAUUGGUGAUCGUUUUGGUUGGAGUCAAAGGGAAGGCGAGGUCGAUGAACUCCUCAAUAAAUCCUACGACUACGCCAUCGCAAACUUCAACCAUCUGAAGUGGAUUGACGAGUACAGAUUCAAUAGCAGUGUUACUCAGCUGGAAGUUCUCCAUUCGGCUCUCCGAGAUAGAGAGAAUGCAUCCGAUAAGACGUUCUUCUAUCUAAGGAAAGCAAAGACGAAAGAUGAGCUUUUGAGUAAAACUGGCCACGAACCUGAAUGGAAGAUAGACCAACAGAAAGAAUUUCGUCAGACUUUAGAGGAAUCUGGUCUACCAGUCCGCCAUUAUGACGUUGCCGAUGAUGGCACAGAGCUUAUUCGGAAGGAUUUAGAAAUGUGUAUCAAUCAAGAUUUCCCACCCGAAUCCAAACUCACUCCUCUUCAACGGGAACACGAAGCUCACUUGUCCUUUGCCGAAGUCCGCCGAAGAGUGUACAUCGGGCGGGCCGAGUACUUCACGAAAAUCGACGACUAUUUUGCUGGAAAUCCGAAGUUACCCUUCGUGGUUCUCGGUGAAUCUGGGAGCGGGAAAUCGGCCCUUGUCGCAAACUGGUGUGGCCGAUUUGAGGAUGAACAUCCUGGUGAUUUCAUGUUCAUGCAUUUCAUUGGUAGCUCUGCGGACAGUGCCUCACAUCUCAGAUUACUACGAAGACUUUUUGAAGAAUUAAAGCAGCAUUUUAAUAUCGACAUGGGUAUCCCGACAUCUGAUAAAUCCUUGGCCCAGGAUCUCCCAAAGUGGUUAUCACUGGCCGGGAGUUGCGGCAGACGAGUGCUUAUUGUCCUCGAUGCUUUGAAUCAACUGGAUUCGGGCGCUGCAGGAGAAGGAGAUGAGCUUGAGCUAAAAUGGCUACCUCUUGAGCUCCCACCAAAUGUGCAAAUGCUUCUUUCUACCUUACCGGGGAAGGCGUUGGAUGCCGUAAAAUCGAACAACUGGCCAGUAUUCCAUGUUCAUCCCUUAAACCAAGAAGAGAAAGGCGAGAUCAUACGAUGCUAUAUGGAACUCUACUCGAAGAACCUCAAUACUGAACAGACAGAUUUGAUAGUCAAUGCUAAACAGACCUCCAAUGCUCUUUACCUAAGGGCUUUAUUGGAUGAGGUGCGCGUUUAUGGUUCCUUCUACCAAUUGACUUCAUCAAUCAAGAAUUAUCUAGAAGCACAGGAUCCUGGUCAACUGUUUGUCAAAGUUCUUGAACGUCUAGAGUCUGACUUUGAACAAGGAGAACACGGAAGGCCUAACCUCGUUCGGGAUGCAACUUGUGCUCUUUGGUGCAGUAGCAGAGGGCUGAGCGAAGAGGAACUGACAUCAUUUCUGCAGGUUCCAUCACGUAUUUGGUCGCCUUUCUACCUCUCCCUCGAGGAAAACCUUGUUAACCGUAACGGCAUCGUAAACUUCUUCCACGAUCAUCUACGACAGGCUGUAGAGAGGAAGUACGUCUCAGUCCAUGCAGAGAAAAGACGAAACUUCCUAAAUCUUGCCGAGUUCUUUGAAAAGCAGGACAUAAAUGAGAGAUAUGUGGAAGAGCUACCAGGAUUGUUGAUGGAGCUGAGUGAUCUUCCUCGACUCAAGAAGGUUGUCAUGAUACCCAAGGCAUUCCAGCUUCUCAUGAACACAUCAGAAGGCAAGGUUCGACUCAUCCAAGCCUGGAGAAUGCUUGGAGGUUUUGAGCAAGCAGGACAGGCCUACCUUGAAUUCGUCAACCAUUCUAAAGCUUUCAGUGAGGUCAAAGAGAAGGAAUCCCUGCUAGCCUGUCUCACAGACUUCUUCACAGAACUGGGUAUCCUCAAAAUUGCCAGGCAAUUGAAUGAGAGGCUUCUGAGUACACUGGAAGACCUUCAUGCAGGAUGUGACGUCUGUCAUGUGACUCAUCACGUGAGAUACGAGACCAAGAAAACAAGUAGACAUCGUGAUGUCAUUGAAAACUUGCUUGAGUUGGGUAUCGUAUGUCAGAAGUUAGCCGACUAUACCGCCGCCACUGCCUACUUCGAGGACGCCCUCAACCGGUUGUCUCACCCUGAUACAGUUGAACAUCGCCUCCAGAUGAUCAAAGCUCUUACUGGACUAGGCCAAGCGUAUAGUAUGACAUCACAACCGUUGGAGGCUCAACGAUUCUACCUGAAAGCCCUUGAGAUAUGUGACCAGGUUCUACCAGUCAACCAUCACUACACUGCCACUCUAAAUGGACUGAUUGGAGAGUUACACCAGAACCAAGGAAGAGCAACAGAAGCGUUGCAAUACCACAUCCUUGACAUACUAGAGACUCAACGCACUGCAGGACUGGGGAAGCCACGGGUAGCUGCCAUCUUGAAUAAUAUUGGGUUGUCUUUGAUGGACCUCGACCCAAUGGGAGAGGAUGCCCUUCCGUUUUUUGUUGAGGCCUUGUCAAUACUCAUCGAUGCUUAUGGACCGGUGCAUGUCGAUGUUGCUUCUGUCAGAAUGAACAUAGCUGCCUACUUCUUCAAUGCCAAGCUGUACAAAUAUUCUCUCUUUCAAUAUAAGAGAGCAUUCGAGAUAUUCAAGGUUUAUAUGGGAUCUCUCCAUCCCAAGUCUCAGGAAGCCAGGCAAGGACAGAAAGAGUUGAGGCCGUUUACCAUGGUGCAAAAAUAAAGGAUCUUCCAAAUCAUUGCCUAAUGUUGAAAUAUAUGUUACCUCUGCUAAGCUAUCAAAUCUUACUUUAUAUACACCACGUUCUUAUAUACGUUUUGUUUACUUUGAAGUACAUUAUAUGUGUAAAAUGCGCAAUAAAGGAAGUAAGUAUUAUUUCAAUAUUAUCAUUGUAAUUAUACCUUGUGUGGUAAAUGCAAUUGAAUUAUAUCUUAAAGAACAUUGAAAUAAGAGUUCUGUGGUGCUGAGCUAUCGAAGAGAAUGUUGGUGCUUACAUGCAGAUUUUAUUUUUUGACAGUACACUCCAACAGGGGAUUGGUUAGAAAAGUCAAUCUGUUGGCGAUUAUGAUUGUGUGUCCAACCAAACAGUGGUCAAUCCUGCCUGAAAUUCUGGUAUAAUCUAACCAGGAAUUGAAUAUGGCUGAAUUUAUUUCCUAUCAUAUUGGUAAACAAUUAAGCCCCUAACUAUGUUAUAAUGAUGGUCAUAAAAUUGACAUUUAUAAAACGCUUUUGACAACAUUGUAUAAAGCGCUGUUUAAAAAAUUAUACAGGGUGAUAUACACUUGCAACAUUCUAACUCCAUGCUUGCUAUGAUUCCAUCAAAUAGAAAUCACAUAUUUUCUUAUUUCCCACCUUUUUAUGGGGGUGUUUGGGGGUUUUUCCUACUAAAACUCAAAUCGACCUUCAUCUUAAUCUAUUGUUAAUAAAAGCUGUCGCUAUUUGACGCAUCCAAUUGAAGUAUGUUCUUUGCCGGGCAAAUCUAUGUAAAGUUUACCCGCUUUCACGUAGGCACUCGCUCAGGAAUGGCUCAUCAAGAAAACCCAGCAACAUAUUUUGUUUACAACGACUAUCAUUAGAGUCCAAAAUGUUUCUUCGAAAUGUAACCAAACUUGUUUUAAAGGUUAUGACACGUAUGAAUAGAAAU
Messenger RNA from Lytechinus variegatus (green sea urchin), 4142 nucleotides. Its product is annotated as TPR repeat-containing protein DDB_G0287407-like. Bases 38 to 3220 code for a protein of 1060 amino acids. Gene Ontology annotation, cellular component: Cul4-RING E3 ubiquitin ligase complex. The record is from RefSeq and is a predicted model, not a curated record. Lineage: Eukaryota; Metazoa; Echinodermata; Echinoidea; Temnopleuroida; Toxopneustidae. Gene Ontology annotation, molecular function: protein binding. The transcript is spliced from 19 exons.